Messenger RNA from Pongo pygmaeus (Bornean orangutan), 3581 nucleotides. Its product is annotated as beta-1,3-galactosyl-O-glycosyl-glycoprotein beta-1,6-N-acetylglucosaminyltransferase 7. Gene Ontology annotation, molecular function: acetylglucosaminyltransferase activity. The record is from RefSeq and is a predicted model, not a curated record. NCBI's taxonomy places the organism in Eukaryota, Metazoa, Chordata, Mammalia, Primates, Hominidae. Gene Ontology annotation, cellular component: membrane. The transcript has 5 exons. The coding region runs from base 497 to 1789 and encodes 430 amino acids.
AUUUCCAGCAGGCAGUCAGAGAGAGAGGAUGGGCACGACGGGGUGCCAAUUCCCUGCCAGGGGACUCUUUCCAACCCUGGAGCUUUGCUGGGAGAGGCCAUCGUGUUUUUGUUUUUCAUUUGUUUGAUCCAGACAUUGUGAUGAGCAGAGGGAGAUGCCAUGUGCCCCGUGGAGCUGAGUUAAAUGGGAGAGAAAGGAAGGAUCCGGUCCCAAGGAAAUACUCAGAGAAGCAAAAGCAGCAACUUUUCAAUCUGCAGGUCAGAACCAACAGGAAUAAAACUCUCCAGGGACAGAUGGCAACAAAACCUGCCAAGCAACUCUACUCAAGUGACUGAAGCAGGCACCGCUGCUGGGGAGGAACCGAUGGGAGAGAAAGGCCAGGCUGGGCCCUGACACCGCCAGGACUCCCACUCCAGGAAACAGGGGGCUUCUCCUGGAAGCUUAAAGGAAAAAAUACUCAAAUUAUGGUAAUAAGAAUGCACUUGGAGCUCAAGAUAUGAGCCAACUUCGAGCCACAAAGUCUGGACUUGUCGUGAGUGCAGUCAUUUGCAUGUUCAUUUUUCUUUACUUACGGAAUCCAACUCCUGCGGAAUCAGAGGAAGAACCUGCCCAUCCAGAAGUAGUACAAUGCGGCUUUUACCCAGAUGAACUGUGUUCCGCCUUAUUUGAAGGGAAAGGGGCGGCCCCCCAAAUUGCAAAAUUUUGCAAAAGCCCUCAUAAAUCUGAAAUACAUGCUCAUUUACACACACCAGGAAACUGCUCCAGGAUUUCUCGGGGGCUGCAUUUCAUAACCAGACCCCUGUCUGCAGAAGAGGGCGAUUUCUCUUUGGCAUAUAUUAUAACUAUUCAUAAGGAGUUGGCCAUGUUUGUGCAGCUUCUCAGAGCUAUUUAUGUACCUCAAAAUGUUUAUUGUAUUCAUGUUGGUGAAAAGGCCCCAAAGAAGUAUAAGACUGCUGUGCAAACCUUGGUUAACUGUUUUGAAAACGUUUUUAUUUCCUCCAAGAGAGAGAAGGUGGCUUAUGCUGGCUUUACAAGACUACAGGCAGAUAUUAAUUGUAUGAAAGAUCUAGUGCAUUCUAAAUUUCAGUGGAACUAUGUCAUCAAUCUUUGUGGACAGGAUUUUCCCAUCAAAACCAACAGAGAAAUCAUACACUACAUCAGAAGCAAAUGGAGUGAUAAAAAUAUCACUCCUGGAGUAAUCCACCCACUGCACAUUAAAUCCAAGACAAGUCAAAGUCAUCUCGAAUUCGUUCCUAAAGGAAAUAUCUAUGCACCUCCAAAUAACAGAAUCAAAGAAAAUCCACCCCAUAACUUAACCAUUUAUUUUGGAAGUGCUUACUAUGUACUUACAAGGAAGUUCGUAGAGUUCAUACUGACUGACAUCCGUGCAAAAGACAUGCUUCAGUGGUCCAAAGACAUCCGCAGCCCAGAGCAACACUACUGGGUGACCCUGAACCGACUAAAAGAUGCCCCAGGUGCUACACCAAACGCUGGCUGGGAAGGAAAUAUUCGAGCCAUUAAGUGGAAAAGUGAGGAAGGAAAUGUUCACGAUGGAUGUAAAGGCCGCUACGUCCAAGACAUCUGUGUAUAUGGACCAGGAGACCUGCCGUGGCUCAUUCAGUCGCCUUCUCUGUUUGCCAACAAAUUCGAACCCUCGACAGACUCGCUUGUGGUUACCUGCUUAGAGAGGCGGCACAGACUUCAAGUGCUGAGGCAGGCAGAAGUUCCUAUAGAGCCACACUGGCAUUUUCAACAGCAGAGUCAUUUCAAUAUGAGACUGAACCGCUAGGGAGUGUUUGCUUUCUUCCUGGUAUCAUUCCGUUUCCUUGACUUGAAACAAGAGAACACUGAACCAAAGAAGUGGGAAGAUGAUUCCUUGAUACAAAUUAUUCCUAAAAUGAAUUCAGAAACAUGCUAUUGACAAGACUUUACUAUUGAUUACAGGCCACUUAUACAGCUUUGGGAAAGAAAUCACAAGACAAAAAAACUCAAGCUACCACUGGUGACAUAUAGCAAUGCACUUAGAAGGCCAAAUGCUUCAGUAAAAAGCUGCUGAAAACCCAAAUUCUCCAAACACCUGGAUCCAGGCUUAAGCUGGAAUAAGAAUGACACAGUCUGUUUUGAAGACCCAGAUACUACUGUGUAUGAGAUACUAAGAAAGAACAGACUCCCAGUGAAAAUGAAAAUAUGCUUAUCUGAAACAGUCCUCAUUGGCUGCGAGCAAUGUAAUCCUAUUCUGGCGGUCCUCGAAAAAUACUGAAGAGUGUAUUUCUUUGGGUAAAACAGAACUCAUCUGGAGUAGAAAACACACCUUGUUAAAAAGGGUGCCCCCAGGUGUCUGCGGUCUUGACAUGUCGUCUCCUAGCACCUUCUGUGAUGGUGGACAUUCCACAGCUGAGCUGUCCAACACUCACCACAGCCACAGGGGCUCCUGGGCAUUGGAAACAUGGCUACAGCGACUACAAAAGUGAAUCUUUAUUUUUAUUUAAUUUUGAAAAAUUAAGUUACCUUUAUUUAUUUAUUUAUUCGAGAUGGAGUUUCACUCUUGUUGCCCAGGCUGGAGUGCAAUGGCACGAUCUCAGCUCACCACAAUCUCUGCCUCCCGGGUUCAAGCGAUUCUCCUGCCUCAGCCUCCCAAAUAGGUGGAAUUACAGGCAUGCGCCACCACGCCCGGCUAAUUUUUUUGUAUUUUUAGUAGAGAUGCGGUUUCUCCAUGUUGGUCAGGCUGAUCUUGAACUCCCGAACUCAGGUGAUCUGCCUGCCUUGGCCUCCCAAAGUGCUGGGAUUACAGGCGUGAGCCACCGUGCCCGGCCUUAAGUUACCUUUAAAUAGGCACAUGUGGCUAAUGGUACCAUGCUGAACAGCACAGAUCUGAGACAUGAAUGGCCGUGAUUAUCUCUAUUCACAGAUCUGGGACUCCUCCCUUAGAAAGUCCACGACUUUGUUGCCGCUGCUGCUGUUGUGGAGAACUUUAUAUAUAUCCUCUUUCUCUAAAAGAGUUCAUACAGCAUCAUAUGAAACUGAAGUGCAUGACUAUUAAACAGCACAACAUACAAGAGAUUUAAAAAAGGGAACUCAGGACCCAGAGGAGAGGAAAUUAAAGAAACAUAAUUCCAACGCAAAGUGUAAGCACCUCAGUAAAUGGAAGCUUCCCACGCAUAGAAAUGAAGUCAAGUCACUGUGUAAAAUAGCCCUGGGAAAACAUCAUAGCUAGACAGAAGGAAAAGGGAUUUGGAAGGCAGAUCCCACAAAUCAAACAUCAAGGAACCACAAAAAAGUAACACCUUUGUUUAAACAAACCUUUCUUCCCCUUGGAUAUCUAAUCCAAGGAAAGCACAUAUGGAAAAUAUUAAGACUCUCAAAAAGAACACAAGAGCCCCAUGACAGCCCACCACCGCCUUCCUACACAUUUCUACAGGCAAACAUGGCGUCCCCAAAGGCAAUAGCUGGCUACAUGCUGACGGGCUGUUCAUUCAGAAAGCUCAGAUUAGCCUUGAUUAUGUCCCUGGUGUUUUAUAACUCAAUAGCAAAUGAAUGUAAACCCCAUUAAAGGAACAAUAAAAAAGCUUACAUCUUUCAAG